AUGGAGUGGCGUGUGCUGAGGACGAAGCAGGGCAAGCACCGACUAAGUGAGGCACGCGGCGUCAGACUGGAGUGGACGAAGGCAUACAAUUGCGGCGGCGAUUGGGCACACAGAGUGGAGAAUCAAGUGCAGGAGCUACUAGCCAUGGGGAGCUCUACCGAGCCAAGAAUUCUGAAACACUUGGCGCACUACGAGUUCCGCACCACCUUGGAGGGGGUGACGGGAGCGCGCCUGCAGGACGAGAUCAAGUGCCGAGCAGGCAGCUUGAUGAACGACCACGUCCCCGACGUAGCCAAACGCUUGGACGACAACCUGAAGAUAGACAUGAAGGUUGUGGGCAUUGGAGCCCGCAUAGCUAAAUACUUCAUGGAUUUCGACCGCAUUGUGGACUAA
This is a messenger RNA of Phytophthora nicotianae INRA-310, 393 nucleotides long. RefSeq lists its product as hypothetical. The record is from RefSeq and is a predicted model, not a curated record. The coding region runs from base 1 to 393 and encodes 130 amino acids. The transcript has 2 exons. NCBI's taxonomy places the organism in Eukaryota, Oomycota, Peronosporomycetes, Peronosporales, Peronosporaceae.